Molecule: messenger RNA, 1341 nt
Organism: Symphalangus syndactylus (siamang)
Lineage: Eukaryota; Metazoa; Chordata; Mammalia; Primates; Hylobatidae
Gene: ENKUR
Product: enkurin, TRPC channel interacting protein
Cellular component (GO): axonemal microtubule; acrosomal vesicle
Molecular function (GO): calmodulin binding
Source: RefSeq, a predicted model, not a curated record
AGUAACGGUUUCCACGGCAACCGCACAGUCAACGACGCUUAGCAAUCCGGAGUGAAAUAGGGUGUUUUCUUCCCGAGAGAGGACUGCUAAGAGGGGGUUAAAGGGGGACGAUGUGAAGGAGACAACCCGUGGUCUUUGAGAAGGCGAAGAAGUAAGAAAGGGGAAGCAGUGAAGAAAGGGACGGAGAUACUGGGACAGGGAGAAAAAAGUUGAGGAGAGUAGCUUUUAAGGAGUCAUUUGGUGGCCAUGGAUCCAACGUGCCCUUCAGAGUGUGUUUAUAACCUCAUUCCCAGUGACUUGAAGGAGCCUCCCCAGCCUCCUAGAUACAUAUCCAUUUUUAAGGCAACUGUAAAAGAUGACAUGCAAAAAGCUAAAACUGCAAUGAAAACUAUGGGACCAGCAAAAGUUGAAGUACCUUCUCCAAAGGAUUUCCUAAAGAAACAUUCAAAGGAAAAAACUCUACCACCCAAAAAAAAGUUUGAUCGGAACAUGCCCAAAAAGCCUGCUGUGCCAUUGAGGACUGAUCAUCCUGUCAUGGGAAUACAGAGUGGAAAAAAUUUUAUAAAUACAAAUGCAGCCGAUGUCAUCAUGGGAGUGGCUAAAAAGCCUAAACCAAUUUAUGUUGAUAAAAGAACUGGAGACAAGCAUGAUCUUGAGCUUUCAGGACUAGUUCCAAAGUACAUCAAUAAAAAGGAUUAUGGUGUCACACCUGAAUACAUAUGUAAGCGAAAUGAGGAAAUAAAGAAAGCCCAAGAAGACUAUGAUCGUCAUAUCCAGGAAAACCUUAAGAAAGCGGCUAUGAAAAGGCUCUCCGAUGAAGAAAGGGAGGCAGUUCUGCAGGGGCUGAAAAAGAAUUGGGAAGAGGUGCAUAAAGAAUUCCAGUCCCUCUCGGUCUUUAUAGAUUCCAUACCAAAGAAGAUCCGCAAGCAGAGGCUGGAAGAAGAAAUGAAACAACUAGAACACGACAUUGGCAUCAUUGAAAAGCACAAAAUUAUUUAUAUUGCCGAUAAGUAAGAAUGGAUCUUUAAAGUAUAACAAUUUCAAUGUGGGGGAGAAAACAUGGAAAAUAUAAAAAACUCCAAGUUUUUCAAAAAGGAAAAUAGUAUGAAGAGAAUAAAAAUAGUCUUAAUCAGAAUGCUUAGGCAAUGUGCAAAGAAUAAUUGGGUUACUUACACAAGAAGAAAUUUUGUUUUUACUAGUGUCACGUUUUCCACAUGUAAACUAUUAAAUUUGAGAAUAUGUGUUCCAGUUCCACAAUGUAAUUCAUUAUUAUUAUGUACUUGUUUCACAUAAACAUUAAUUUCUAGGUCCUGAAAAAUAAAGUCAACACUCAGAACUUCA